Messenger RNA from Scatophagus argus, 2205 nucleotides. Its product is annotated as tubby-related protein 1-like. The coding region runs from base 253 to 1320 and encodes 355 amino acids. Gene Ontology annotation, biological process: protein localization to cilium. The record is from RefSeq and is a predicted model, not a curated record. Gene Ontology annotation, cellular component: cilium. The transcript is spliced from 11 exons. Gene Ontology annotation, molecular function: actin filament binding. Lineage: Eukaryota; Metazoa; Chordata; Actinopteri; Scatophagidae.
GAGCCAAAAAAGAAAGCCAAAAGUGCUCCAAAAAAGAAGAAAGGUUCAGGCACAGAUGAUGAUGAUGACGAUGAUGACAAUGAUGAAGACACCCCCAAAAAGAAGACCAAAAAAAAGACAACGAAGGACAGCUCUCCAUCAGCAAGUUCUGCCAAAGAAAAGAAGUCUAAACCUAAAGAGGACAAAGAUUCUGAUGGAAAAGAAAAAAAGUCCAAGUCAAAGGAGAAGGACAAAAAGAAAGAACCUGCUUCAAUGUUCCAGAUAAGCGGAGAAAAAGACUCAAAAAGCAAGAAGAAAGCUGCCAAAUCAGACAGUGAUGACAGUGAAGAGGAGACAAAGUCAAGCAAAUCAAAGAAGAAAUCAACAGCCAGCUCAUCAUCCAUGUUCCAAACAACAGGAGACAAGGACAAAGACAAGAAGACAAAGAAAAAAGGCAGGUCUACCAGAAAGACAGAAGAGAGUGAUGGUUCUGAGUCAGAAAAAGAAGAAAAAUCAAAGAAGAAAAAGGGUAAAGGGAAGAAGAAAAAGGAGAGAUCUCCAUCACCUGAGAUUGAAUUUGACGACUUGGAGAAGUUUGUGAUGCAGCCGGCUCCACAGGGCGUGACCAUCAAAUGUAGAGUGACUAGAGACCAGAGAGGAAUGGAUAAGAGCCUCUAUCCCCUCUAUUACCUUCAUCUGGACAACGAAAAAAAAACAUUCUUGCUGGCUGGGAGGAAAAGAAAGAAAAGCACCACUUCAAAUUACCUCAUCUCCAUUGAUGCCACAGAUUUGUCAAGAGGUGGAGAGAAUUUUGUCGGAAAGCUGAGGUCCAAUUUAAUGGGGACUAAGUUCACCGUAUUUGACAAUGCUCUGAAUCCAGAAAGAGCUCUUCCCGACAUGUCUAACGCACGACAGGAAUUAGCAGGCAUCAUCUAUGAAACAAAUGUCCUAGGGAUGAAAGGGCCCAGAAGGAUGACGGUCAUCAUUCCAGGAAUGAACAAGGACAAUGAGCGAGUACCUCUGAGGCCAAGAAAUGAUUAUGAUGGCUUGUUGAUAAGACACCAGAACAGAAGGAUGGAGAAUCUGAUCGAGCUUCACAACAAGACGCCUGUGUGGAACGAAGAAACUGCGUCUCAUGUGCUCAACUUUAACGGCAGGGUCACCCAGGCCUCCAUCAAGAACUUCCAGAUAGUCCAUAGCAAAGACUUGGACUACAUUGUGAUGCAGUUUGGUCGAAUAGCCGAUGACAUUUUCACACUGGACUACAACUACCCGAUGUGUGCCGUGCAGGCCUUUGCCAUCGCGCUCUCCAGCUUUGAUGGCAAAAUCGCUUGUGAGUAACAGAAACAUCCCCAGCUGCCUGCUCACACUGAAACCAGUAUGCAUCACGCCCACACUUUCAUCAGAACAACUCAUGUCUUUGGACUCAGCCACAGCACUUCCUGUGAUGAGCACAAACAACAAAUAAUGGUUCCUUUAAUGUGACAGUGCUUGCCGCUGCUCUGUCGCCUUUCUGGGUGUGUCAUUCACUUUAGGACUGAGAAACAAAAUUGGUCUCACAUUAUCUUCUCAUUUUGCACGGCAUGGCACAGGAGAGUCCCAGUUUUUUGUCUCAGUUCGUCCGAAUUUUUGCGAAUCACAGACAGGUCACUUCAAAGGACUGAACUGACUGGAGAGUUGUGGACUUUUAGGGAGGAUCAUGGUACAACUUGAUUUGACUUUAAGAUUUCUAACAUCAUUAAAAGAUGUUGAACUGUGUUGUGUUUUGGCUUCAUUGUACUGCAUUGAAUUGAAACCAGUGUUGUAACAACAAGAGUUAAACUCUGCAAGAUAACAAGAAUCUAAGUAUCACACUGUUACUCUCACAACCUAACUGUUAGCUUUAAAAGAAUAUGGAAAUUACUUUUAUUUGAAGGACAAAGGUCACACAAGUCUCCCACAUAUCCAGACUGUUCCUAUUUUAUUGCCUUUAGUGAAGCAUAAAUUCCAGGUAUUGGACACUGUUAGAGUAGAAUAGUAACAUUGUGAAAUAAGAGUGUCUUUAGUUCUUUGUUCUAUCUAGUGUCAACAUGACAUGCGUGACAAAAUAUUCAGCUUCUGUAGAUUUUUCUAUAAUGUGUUUUUUGGUUCUUACAUUUUGUGAAAUGUAUUAUUUUUCUGAACACUGCCUUUGUUGCAUUUCUAGGCUUAUUGUAAUAAUGUCAUUUAAUAAAGCAUGUGAAUUAA